CAUGGGCUGGUUCUCUAGGAUUGUCUGUCUUUUCUGGGGAGUAUUACUUACAGCAAGAGCAAACUAUCAAAAUGGGAAGAACAAUGUGCCAAGGCUGAAAUUAUCCUACAAAGAAAUGUUGGAAUCCAACAAUGUGAUCACUUUCAAUGGCUUGGCCAACAGCUCCAGUUAUCAUACCUUCCUUUUGGAUGAGGAACGGAGUAGGCUGUAUGUUGGAGCAAAGGAUCACAUGUUUUCAUUCAACCUGGUUAAUAUCAAGGAUUUUCAAAAGAUUGUGUGGCCAGUGUCUUACACCAGAAGGGAUGAAUGCAAGUGGGCUGGAAAAGAUAUCCUGAAAGAAUGUGCUAAUUUCAUCAAGGUGCUUAAGGCUUAUAAUCAGACUCACUUGUAUGCCUGUGGAACAGGGGCUUUUCAUCCAGUUUGCACCUACGUUGAAAUUGGACAUCAUCCUGAGGACAACAUUUUUAAGCUGGAAGACUCACAUUUUGAAAAUGGCCGUGGGAAGAGUCCAUAUGACCCUAAACUGCUGACGGCAUCUCUUUUAAUAGAUGGAGAAUUAUACUCUGGAACGGCAGCUGAUUUUAUGGGGCGAGACUUUGCUAUCUUCCGAACUCUUGGGCACCACCACCCAAUCAGGACAGAGCAGCACGAUUCCAGGUGGCUCAAUGAUCCAAGGUUCAUUAGUGCCCACCUCAUCCCAGAAAGUGACAACCCUGAAGAUGACAAAGUGUAUUUUUUCUUCCGUGAAAAUGCGAUAGAUGGAGAACACACUGGAAAAGCCACUCACGCUAGAAUAGGUCAGAUAUGCAAGAAUGACUUCGGGGGCCACAGAAGUCUGGUGAAUAAAUGGACAACAUUCCUCAAAGCUCGUCUCAUUUGUUCAGUGCCAGGUCCAAAUGGCAUUGACACUCAUUUUGAUGAAUUGCAGGAUGUAUUCCUAAUGAAUUCUAAAGAUCCUAAAAAUCCAAUUGUAUAUGGAGUGUUUACAACUUCCAGUAACAUCUUCAAGGGGUCAGCCGUGUGCAUGUAUAGCAUGAGUGAUGUGAGAAGGGUGUUCCUGGGUCCAUAUGCUCACAGGGAUGGUCCCAACUACCAGUGGGUGCCUUAUCAAGGAAGAGUCCCCUACCCACGACCAGGAACUUGUCCCAGUAAAACAUUUGGUGGAUUUGAGUCUACAAAAGACCUUCCUGAUGAUGUUAUAACAUUUGCCAGAAGUCAUCCAGCCAUGUACAAUCCAGUGUUUCCUAUUAAUAACCGGCCGAUAAUGAUCAAAACAGAUGUAAAUUACCAGUUUACACAAAUUGUAGUAGAUCGAGUGGAUGCAGAAGAUGGCCAGUAUGAUGUCAUGUUUAUUGGAACAGAUGUUGGAACCGUUCUUAAAGUAGUUUCAAUUCCUAAGGAGACUUGGCAUGAUUUAGAAGAAGUUCUGCUGGAAGAAAUGACAGUUUUUCGGGAACCGACUGCUAUUUCAGCAAUGGAGCUUUCCACUAAGCAGCAACAACUAUAUAUCGGCUCUACUGUGGGAGUCACACAGCUCCCUUUACACAGAUGUGAUAUUUACGGGAAAGCCUGUGCAGAGUGCUGCCUUGCCCGAGACCCUUACUGUGCCUGGGAUGGCUCUUCAUGCUCUCGCUAUUUUCCUACUGCAAAGAGACGCACAAGACGACAAGAUAUAAGAAAUGGAGAUCCGCUGACUCACUGUUCAGACUUACAACACCAUGAUAAUCACCAUGGCCACAGCUUUGAAGAAAGAAUCAUCUAUGGAGUAGAAAAUAGUAGCACGUUCCUGGAAUGCAGUCCAAAAUCACAGCGAGCUCUGGUCUAUUGGCAAUUCCAGAGGCGAAAUGAAGAGCGAAAAGAAGAGAUCAGAGUGGAUGAUCAUAUCAUUAGGACCGAACAAGGCCUUCUGUUGCGUAGUCUGCAGCGGAAGGAUUCAGGCGAUUACCUCUGUCAUGCCGUGGAACACGGAUUCAUGCAAACCCUUCUUAAAGUGACCCUGGAAGUCAUCGACACAGAGCAUUUGGAAGAACUUCUUCAUAAAGAUGAUGAUGGAGAUGGCUCUAAGACCAAAGAAAUUUCUAACAGCAUGACACCUAGCCAGAAGGUCUGGUACAGAGACUUCAUGCAACUCAUCAACCACCCCAACCUGAACACAAUGGAUGAGUUCUGCGAACAAGUUUGGAAAAGGGACCGAAAACAGCGUCGGCAAAGGCCAGGACAUACCCAAGGGAACAGUAACAAAUGGAAGCACUUACAGGAAAAUAAGAAAGGUAGAAACAGGAGGACCCACGAAUUUGAGAGGGCACCCAGGAGUGUCUGAGCUGCAUUACCUCUAGAAACCUCAAACAAGUAGAAACUUGCCUAGACAAUAACUGGAAAAAAUGCAAUAUACAUGAACUUUUUUCAUGGCAUUAUGUGGAUGUUUACAAUGGUGGGGAGUGCACCUGAGUUCCACCAAUUAUAAAUUAGGUCCAUGAGUAACUUUACUAACAGGAUUUCUUCCUAAUACCA
This is a messenger RNA of Lipotes vexillifer (Yangtze River dolphin), 2511 nucleotides long. It is a transcript of the gene SEMA3A, whose product is annotated as semaphorin 3A. The transcript is spliced from 17 exons. Gene Ontology annotation, cellular component: glutamatergic synapse; plasma membrane; axon. Gene Ontology annotation, molecular function: chemorepellent activity; neuropilin binding; semaphorin receptor binding. The record is from RefSeq and is a predicted model, not a curated record. Lineage: Eukaryota; Metazoa; Chordata; Mammalia; Artiodactyla; Lipotidae. Gene Ontology annotation, biological process: neural crest cell migration; motor neuron axon guidance; negative chemotaxis. The coding region runs from base 2 to 2320 and encodes 772 amino acids.